Molecule: messenger RNA, 2095 nt
Organism: Serpula lacrymans var. lacrymans S7.9
Lineage: Eukaryota; Fungi; Basidiomycota; Agaricomycetes; Boletales; Serpulaceae
Exons: 11
Coding region: 13-2007 (664 amino acids)
Biological process (GO): pseudouridine synthesis
Cellular component (GO): nucleus
Molecular function (GO): pseudouridine synthase activity; RNA binding
Source: RefSeq, a predicted model, not a curated record
CUACGUCAAGUGAUGGAAACGGAUGUAGGCAUCUCCGAGUACGUAGGACGAGAUGUCCCACCGAUUAACGGUAUCAUCAAGCAGAGGUUUACGGAUUUCUUGGUUUAUGAAGUGGACCUAGAUUAUAAAGUCGUGCACAUCAAGUCCCUCGAGAUGGCAGAAUCGUCUCAGAAAAAGAACGAGCCAGCAGUGCAAGAAGCUGCGGGGACAGGAAGUACGAAGGAUGAAGAGCAGAUCACAGUGGAAGGGGUGGAAGCGUCGAAAUCUGAUGAACCAGGUCAGGUCAACAAAGAGAAACGUCAUGGUGGUUUACUUGCGCCAUAUAUGUCUGAAGAUGCUAUCAUUCAGCUCAAGCAGAUGUAUUUGGAGGGUCCAGAACCUCCAAGGACCACAUCGAAAGAAACUCGAACUGCCUUGCACAAAGUUGUACGUGACCUGUUCGGUGGAAAGCUAGAAAGCGAGACGGAUACAACUAGCCCUGCGAGUGAUGAUGGUUCUCGUAUAGUUAUCAAGUGGUCAAAGCGCGGAGGUGGUCGAGGAGGACGAGGGGAGCGCGUUCCCCGAGGCACAUACCCACCCUACAUUCACUUCACUCUUCAAAAGACGAACCGCGACACUCAAGAUGCCCUAGCGCAUCUUUCUCGGACGCUCCGUGUCAACCUCAAAGAUCUUGCCGUGGCCGGUACAAAGGACAAACGAGGUGUCACCGUUCAACGAGUGUCCUUGCGACGUGGCAAUAAGACCGUUGAAGAUUCUAUGCAAGAUAUCCUCACUCAACGUGGUGAACGAGGUGUGAGGAUCGCCGAUUUAAAUUAUCGUAAAGCAAGCUUGGAUCUGGGCAUGCUUAAAGGAAACGCUUUCUUGAUAACCUUACGGAAUGUGCAAGUAGAUUCUGUAGAGACGUUGGACCGGUCUCUAAGCAUCAUGAAGUAUAAGGGCUUCAUCAACUAUUACGGUAUGCAGCGCUUUGGAACAGCAGCAGUUCCAACCCAUUCCAUCGGGCUAGCUUUCCUUAAAUCAGACUGGCACAAAGCUGUAGCGCUCAUCCUUCAGAAGAGACCUGGAGAGCACCCUGACGUUGUUGCCGCUCGAGAGGCAUGGCUCAUCGACGGGGAUUUAGAACGUGCCCUUGACCUGAUGCCAAGGCGUGUCGUGGCGGAGAGGUGCAUACUCGAAAGCUACCAAAAGCAAAAAGGUGAAACGAGGAACGCCAUGGGGGCCCUUUCAACGAUUCCACGCAACUUGCGUCUGAUGUACAUCCAUGCGUAUCAAUCUUAUGUUUGGAAUGCCAUUGUCUCGGAGCGUAUUCGCAGGCAUGGUUCGGAUAAGCCAGUACCCGGAGACUUGGUUUUUGAGAAGGACACUAAUAGCAAGGUUGGUGAUGGUGGAGACAUGGACGUUGAUGGCCCUGAUGGAGAGCCAGGCACGGACGAGAAACCACUCGAAGAGGCAGAGAACACUGUGACGCGGUCGCGCAAAAAACCAUGGGUAGCCCCACGAGUGAAAACAUUGACAGAGGAAGACGCCGACCAAUACUCGAUCUUCGAUGUCAUCAUGCCAUUACCUGGCAAGGAUGUAGCUUAUCCAGGCGGUGAACUAGGGGAGCAAUAUCGGGAAUUCCUGCGGAGGGAUGGACUGGACCCUGAUAAUUAUGUCCGCAAACAAAAAGAAUACAUCCUUGGUGGCUCCUACCGCAAAAUCCUUUUACUACCCAAAGACGUCUCGUGGUCUGUAUUAAGAUAUACGGAUCCAGACGUUGCUCUUGCUCAGGCUGACGAAGACAAGCUCCUUGGGUUCGACCCACCUGUGGUGGUGGAGGAUGGCAAAUUUAUGGCCCUACAAAUUAACCUUACUCUAGAGACCGCCGCAUAUGCCACGAUGGCACUUCGCGAAGUGACCAAGACAGAAACUAGUUCACACUUCCAAACCGGCCUCACACAGGCUUCUGAAGAUCAGAAAUUUCGUGGGACUGCAGACACUGAAGUUGAGGCUGAGGGGGUUUCAUAAAGGUGAUAGCUCUGACACAAAUACGAUAUUGUGGUUAUAAAUGUAUAUCGUUUGUCACGAUACUAUUGAAACCAUGUUUCACGACAAA